Messenger RNA from Papaver somniferum (opium poppy), 3174 nucleotides. RefSeq lists its product as uncharacterized. NCBI's taxonomy places the organism in Eukaryota, Viridiplantae, Streptophyta, Magnoliopsida, Ranunculales, Papaveraceae. The coding region runs from base 1 to 3174 and encodes 1057 amino acids. Gene Ontology annotation, biological process: proteolysis. The transcript is spliced from 3 exons. Gene Ontology annotation, molecular function: aspartic-type endopeptidase activity. The record is from RefSeq and is a predicted model, not a curated record.
AUGGCUGGAGGCGUUGAUAAAGCUACAACAGUGAAGGAUGUUUUUAUUGUUCUACAAACUCAAGAAGCUCGAUUACAGGCCUUAGAGGAUAAGGUUAAGAAUCUGUACACUGAAGUUGGUUCUCCUUCUACAGAUAUGGCUUCUGUCAAAGAAUCCUUAGCUACUAUUGUUCUCUUCUGUCAACAACAGGGUGGUAACAUCGUUCUUCUGGCAGCUUCAUCAGUUGGUGCAUCUCACUCUCAGGAUAAUGAAUUGAUGUUCAAAUCCGGUAAAUUCUCUAAACACCCUAAGAUUUAUUUUCCAAGAUUCUAUGGUACUAAUCCUAGAGGUUGGAUUCGUAAAUGUGAAAGGUAUUUUCAACUUAAUUCAGUAGGUGAUGUUCAUAAAGUAGAUCUGGCUUCCAUUCAUUUUGAUGGUAAAGCAGAUUCAUGGUUUCUAGAUUAUCAGGAGGGUAAAAUUCUUAUCGAUUGGCUUCAAUUUUCUUCUGAUAUUUGUUGUCGCUUUGAAGAUGUUGCUUAUGAUAAUUAUGUGAGUAGCUUUAAUAAAUUGUCUCAGCUCACCACAGUUGAAGAAUAUUAUGAACGUUAUGAGUCAUUAAAAUAUUUAAUGAAGGAUCGCAAUCCAUCCCUUUCUGAUGCUUAUUUUACGAUGAGUUUCAUUAGUGGUCUCAAGGAGGAAAUUCGUAAUCAAGUGCAGAUGUUUAAACCCAAUUCAGACACUGAUGCCUUCUAUCUUGCUAGAAUGCAACAAGCUUCUGUAGAUUUUCAGAACAAACGUUUUCGAAAUUUUCCUAAACCAUUUCAACCUUCACCCACUACAUUUUCUCCUAUACCAUCACCUUCUAAGACAUCUCUGCCUCAACUUACUAAUAUUCCAAAGUCAUCUUUCUCUAAUACAAAACCAUUUGAAGCUUCAUCUCCUUCUUCUGUAGAGGAACUUGAAGAAGAUACCACUGCUCCUUCUUCACCUAUUGAAUCUUCUAUGGAGAUAUCACUUCAUGCUGUGACAGGACUUGUCACUCAAAACACCAUAAGGGUAACUGGUAUUCUACACUCUGAAGAUAUUUUGGUCUUAAUAGACACUGGUAGUACUCAUAGCUUUGUUGAUUCACAACUAGCUGAAAAGUUGCAGUUACCCAUUAUACCCACGGGCCAUAUGUUAGUCACUGUUGCUAAUGGUGAUACUACAAUAAGUAAGGGUCUGUGUUCUGAGCUGGUUUGGAGUAUGCAGGGUUAUCAGUUCUGUGGUGAUUUGAGAGUUCUCCCACUAGGAGGUUGUCACAUGGUAUUGGGAGUUGAUUGGUUGAAACAAUUGGGUGAUGCGAUGUUUAAUCUGGCUGAUCUCAAGGUUUCUUUUCUCCACCAAGGGAAACAAAUAACUCUUCAAGGUACUUCUUCCAUUCCAUCUUGCAAUUUGAUCAGUGGUAGUUCCUUUAUGAAAUUUUUGAAAGCCAAUACCCCUACUAUUAUUGGCCAAUUUUUUUCCAUAUCCACUAUGCCCUUAGAACUAAUUCCUCCUGAGAUCAAUACACUUUUAGAUUCCUUUUCAGAUGUAUUUACUAAGCCAACAUCAUUACCUCCUCCAAGGGCAUUGGACCAUAAGAUACCUUUGAAACCAAAUUCAACUCAUAUUUCUCAGAGACCAUAUAGAUGUCCUUAUUCAAAAAGAAGUAGUGGAAAAGUUGACUAUAGGAAGCUGAAUGAUAUCACAAUUAAAUACAAGUUUCCUAUUCCUUUAACUGAAGAGUUGCUAGAUGAAUUGGAUGGAGCAAUCAUUUUUACAAAGAUUGAUCUGACUUCUGGUUAUCAUCAAAUCAGGAUGGAUUUAUCUGACAUUUUUAAAACUGCUUUUAGAACACAUCAGGGUCAUUAUAAGUUUAGAGUGAUGCCAUUUGGCCUUACAAACGUACCAGCUACAUUUCAGUCUCUCAUGAAUACCAUCUUUAAACCUUACUUAAGGAAGUUCAUCUUAGUCUUUCUUGAUGACAUUUUGGUUUAUAGUGAGUCUGUGGAAGAACAUGUCCUACACUUGUCACAAACUUUGUCCCUCUUGAGAGCACAUUCCUUAUUUGCCAACAAGAAAAAAUGUUGUUUUGCUCAACUUCAGCUGGAUUAUUUGGGCCAUCUUAUUACUUCACAAGGAUUUGCUGUUGACCCUGAUAAAAUUGUUGCCAUGCAAACUUGGCCACAACCAGUUAACUUGAAGCAGUUGAGGGUUUUUUUGGGUUUGACUGGUUAUUAUAGAAGAUUUGUCAAAGGUUAUGGAGUUCUCAGCAAGCCACUUACAGAUAUGUUGAAGAAAUAUUAUUUUGUAUGGUCUCCUUUAGCCUUGCAAGCAUUUUCUACUUUGAAACAGGCAAUGAUUUCUGCUCCAGUUAUAGAUCUUCCAAAUUUUUCUCAACCAUUUACACUGGAAACAGAUGCUUGCUCUACAGGGGUUGGGGAAGUAUUGAUGCAAAAUGGAAGACCCAUUGCUUUUUACAGCAAAGCUUUAGGUCCCAAAGCGUUAGCUUUAUCCACUUAUGAGAAAGAGCUCUUGGCCAUUGUCGUGGCAGUAAAAAACUGGAGGCAUCAUCUUUCUCAUAGUCAAUUCAUUAUUCAUACAGAUCAUCAAAGCUUGAAGUAUCUCAUGGAACAAAGGAUUACUACUGUCUUGCAACAUAAAUGUAUCAUGAAAUUGAUGGGCCUAGAUUAUGUUAUCAAGUACAAAAAGGGCAUGGAAAAUAAAGCGGCAGAUGCCUUAUCUAGGCUUCCUCAUGAUGCUUCUACAUGUCAAGUUAUGGCAGUUUCUCAGCAACAAUGGCACCAGGAUAUUAUUGCAAGUUACACUGAGGACUCUCAUGCUCAACAAUUGAUUUCUGAGCUCCUCAUCCCUCCUACUAACAAGUUGUACUCAUUCACAGAUGGCAUUCUUAGUUUCAAGUCUAGACUUUAUGUUGGCUCUCACAUGAAAAUAAGGCAAACCAUCAUUCACUCUGUGCAUACCUCAGUUGUAGGAGGAAAUUCUGGGAUGAUGGGCACUUACAAUAGAGAAAAAUCUUAUUUCUACUGGCCUCAUAUGAAGGAAGAGAUAUUCACAUUUUUUGCUGUCUGUGUUGUUUUCCAAUGCAACAAACCUGAUCAUUCUUCUCUUGCUGGACUAUUGCAACCUCUUCCAAUUCCAGAGAGAGCAUGA